This is a messenger RNA of Somion occarium, 1761 nucleotides long. NCBI's taxonomy places the organism in Eukaryota, Fungi, Basidiomycota, Agaricomycetes, Polyporales, Cerrenaceae. The record is from the annotation of a GenBank genome assembly.
CCUGUGAAAGCUUUCUACAAUCUCCACCUCCUCUCCGCUCCUUGUCCUUAGUAUCGUUAUCAUUUUGCGACUAUUCAAUGUUGAGUGACCUCUGAUAUCUUACCUCCUCAACAUGCCACCAUUCAUUCCAACGGCAAGAGAGAUCUGCCUACUCGCUAUCCUUCUCGUGGUGCUUCUCUCUGGGUCUAGCAAGCUAAAGUCCAGCAACCUCAACGUCUCAGAUAUUACACGGCUACGUGGCAGUUCUGGUUCCAUCGAGGAACCUUACAUGGACACAAACUCUGUACCAUUCGACACACAGUAUAGCUUGCAACAGUUGAACACGCCGUUGAAAUGGGGUUUGGGUCAAGUCCCGGAAACUGAAAUCGUCGCGCACGUUCCUGGAUGGACAAUAUUUGAUAGGCUAUACAUCCUAAACGGUACCACCUAUGUUGUAACUGACAGCCCACAUACGAUACCCGACAGGGCUCUUAUGACCUCAACUUCGAUUGCCAUCAAGAAUGGCAAGGCAGAGGAGUUAAAGCGGAGACCCACAGACCGAGAGAUGCGUAUAAUCAAUACGGAUGAAGCAAGAAAGUUAUUCGGGACGCAAGCAGAACGACUAGAUGGCGUCUCGUUCCUUGCUAACGAUCCAAAAGAAUUCAUCACACAUUACUACCAUUGGUCUGCGGAACUCUUCUUCGGCAUGUGGAGAACAUACUCUUCUCUAGACCCGUCAAUAUCCCCCACUGGAGAAACCGACCUUCCUUCUCCUCGACGAAUGAUGUUCACCCACAUCGAUGCAGCCAACUGGCGCGACUACGCCUCCAUGAACCAAUUCGUUCUCUUCAGCGCCUUCCCCUCAAUCACCAUGGAAUUCUGGAACGACUGGCUUGAACGUGCGGCGAUGGGCCGCCCGUUCGUAUUCGACCGAGUACUAUUCGCUGAUCGCGCUGCAGCCAUGCACGGCACCAACUUCCUCAAGACUCAGAGGACUGCUGCUAAUGCAUUCGCUUUGCCGGGCAGUGUGAAUUGGUGGGCACCUGUGAGGAAUAGCGUUGUGCGAUUCGCGGGCCUCAAAGAGGAGGACAAUCCCAAUGCGUUGGACAGUACGGCUCCGCCUGUUAUCACUUAUAUUUCGAGACAGGGGUGGGGACGUCGUAUGUUGAUACAGGAGCACCAUGACCGGCUGGUGGAGGAGUUAUACAAGCUCAGGGACACCUAUGGAUAUGAGGUGAAUGUGGUAAAUAUGGAUAAGCUCACAAGGCAUGAGCAAUUGCAGCUCGCUGGGAGAACUACGAUCAUGAUGGGUGUACACGGAAAUGGAUUAACAUCACUCGUGUGGAUGAAGCCAACACCAAAAUCAACCGUCAUGGAGUUCUUCUUCCCUGGAGGGUUUGCUCACGAUUAUGAGUACACUACUCGUGCGCUCGGCAUGGUUCAUUACGGCUUCUGGGGUGACACGGCAUUCACCCGACCCGACGUCCCACCAGUGGCAUAUCCCGAAGGGUUCCAAGGAAAUAAGAUACCCAUCGACGCAGAGCUUGUUGCUCGCCUGGUUCACGAGCGGUUGACGCUACAGGAGGAGGCAGAUGACUAGAAGCUUACAUACACUGGAUACUCUCUAUCGCCUCAUGACCCAUAGGACUUUCAAAUUGGAUGGUUGUCUCUGUCGAUCUAACUUAUUUUGCUAUCGCUAGUGUCCUUAGAGCCUGGAUAAUACCGUAAUCCUUAUUCUCAGCCGACGAACAUAUGAUACCUUAAUAUAAGGCCUCCGUAGCA